Molecule: messenger RNA, 2888 nt
Organism: Aspergillus campestris IBT 28561
Lineage: Eukaryota; Fungi; Ascomycota; Eurotiomycetes; Eurotiales; Aspergillaceae
Product: F-box and WD domain protein
Exons: 3
Coding region: 393-2888 (831 amino acids)
Molecular function (GO): protein binding
Source: RefSeq, a predicted model, not a curated record
UUUCCCCACAAUCCUUCCUCCUGAAAAUUGCUUCUUCUUCCCUCCUGCCCACCUUCCGGACUUUCCCGUCUCCCCAUCCGCUGAAUCGACCCCACCCUUAAUGAGUGUAUGAAGUAUUAGGUCCUUUGUUUGGACUUCCGUAUGUGGGUCCCGCAAUAAUACUCCCCCAACCUCCUGUCUCCCUCGACGUCUCUUGAGGGCCCACUCUCUCCGGUCAGAGAAACUGCGAGGUCUAGCGGGGCUCCCUUCGUCUGGCUUCUUGUGUCAAUACUUGGCCCGUUCGAUAACGUUCAAACCCCGUCGAUCCGACUUCCGAGAUAGGAGGAUCAAGGGACUCUCAAACUACUUACGACCCUCCUCACCGGUCAGUGGAGACCAUCCAGCGAAGAUUCAUGGCGAGGGAGUCUACAGCCCCAGACCCUUCGUUCCCUCGCCUCCUGCAACCUCAGGGCUCCAACCAUACCCCUUCCGGUCUCCCCGCUUCCCGGCCAUCGUCCACGCCCUUCCGCUUGGACGAGGGCUACUCCGACGAAACCAAGAGUCUGCCCGACAAAGAGCUCUUCCCUGCGCCCACAAACGAUGGGAUGACCGUACCUGGUUGGCUUCUCGCAAACAGCGAGGAAGAACGAGCCGAGCUCGCGUAUAAUCUCCUACGAACCGUACGCACCUCCACUGUGGCAGCAGUCGUCGAUCGCCUGGCCCCCUUACUACACAUGGACCCCGUCUUCAAGCUCCCCCCGGAGAUCACCUCCGAGAUCUUCUCCUACCUCGACCCGCACACCCUUCUCACCGCGUCGUUGGCCUCUCGCGCGUGGCGCGGUCGGAUCUUUGAUUCUCGCCUGUGGAGGGACUUGUACAUCGGAGAAGGAUGGCGCGUCGACAUCGAUAAAAUCCACUCGUUCGAGCAGGCGCACUCGGGGCUUCCGUCGCCCCAGUCCCGCAAAUCGCGCCCACGACAUACCGACACGGAUUCGGAAGAACCGAAGCAGAAGAAGCGGGUGCCCCCGAGCUGGCUGGAUUCACGGAGCACCGACGCGUCGCUCCAAGACAAUGGGCCGCACGCGAUGGCGGAAGCGGAUACAGAGGGGGACUAUCACAUGAGCGACGCGUUGAUCGACCGCAGUUUCCCAAGCUCGGCGGAAGACCAGUCCCUAGGACGUACCGGCAGCAGUAGCAGUAGCAGCAGCAGUCGCGAUUCGCAGUCGGAGAUCAUGCGGCCCAUGACGGACAGGUCCACGUCGCCAACAUCCAAUCUCCUCCUUCGUUUCAACAGUCUCACCAAGAUCAACUGGCCCCAUCUGUACCGUCAACGGAGGCGCCUGGAAGAGAAUUGGAACAAGGGUCGCUUUACGAAUUUCCAACUGCCGCACCCCGCGCACAUGGACGAAGCUCACCAGGAAUGCGUCUACGCGAUCCAGUUCUCCGGCAGGUGGCUGGUCAGUGGAAGCCGCGAUCGGACCGUGCGAGUCUGGGACCUGAACACCAAAAGGUUGUUCUACCGGCCUCUGGUCGGCCACACGAAAUCGGUGCUCUGCCUCCAAUUCGACGCCCGGCCGCAGCAGGACGUCAUCAUCUCCGGCAGCAGUGACAAGAAUGUCAUCAUCUGGCGCUUCUCCACCGGCCAGAAGAUCCACGAGAUCGAGCGGGCGCACAAUGACUCGGUCUUGAACCUCCGGUUCGAUGACCGGUUUCUCGUCACCUGCUCCAAGGACAAAUUGAUCAAGGUGUGGAACCGACGCACCCUCGCACCGACGGACCCGGAUUAUCCAGUGACCUGUCGGAGUUCCGGCGUCACUUACCCGUCCUACAUUGUCGACACGAGCGAGAUCCCGUCGCCCAUCCUGGAGGCGCAGAUGGCCCGGGACCACAUCCGGACCUUGGCGCCAUACGCUCUCCUCAUGACCCUAGAGGGACACGGGGCGGCCGUCAACGCCAUCCAGAUCAGUGACGACGAGAUCGUCUCCGCGUCGGGCGAUCGGCUGAUCAAGAUCUGGAGCCUCCGCAGCGGCGCGUGCAAGAAGACCCUGGUCGGCCACGAGAAGGGCAUCGCCUGCGUGCAGUUCGACAACCGGCGCAUCAUCAGCGGCAGCAACGAUGACUCCGUGCGCAUCUUUGACCACGUCUCGGGCGCCGAAGUCGCCUGUCUCCGGGGCCACCUCAACCUGGUCCGGACCGUCCAGGCCGGGUUUGGGGACCCCCCGGGCGCCGAGGAGGCCAUGCGACUGGAGGCUCUGGCCGUCGACAACCAGUUCUGGGACGCCCACCGUGCCGGCGCGCCGGUGGACCUCGGCCCCGGAGCCCUCCGACGGGCGGGUCACACGCAGAACACGGCCGGGUCCCGAAACCCACGCGACAUCAAAGCCCUGGGUGCCACGAUCCCACCCGGCGGGGGUGGCAGCAAGUGGGGGCGCAUCGUCUCGGGCUCGUACGACGAGUCCAUCAUCAUCUGGAAAAAGGACAACGAGGGCCACUGGGUAGUCGGCCAGCGCCUGCGCCAAGCCGACGCCGCCGACAACAUUGCCAAUACGCACCUGGGCGCGGCUCACGGUCCCGUCCGCGGCAACGCCUUCGCCCAGCAGGCUCAGGCCCAGGCCCAGGCCCGGGCCCAGGCUCGCGCUCAGGCGCAGCGAGCAGUGCAGGCUGGUGCUUCCACGCCGACACUCCAUCCCGCAGUCGCCAGCAUCCCCGCCCCAGCCGUCCCCGCCGCCCGAACCCGCAUCUCCAACCCCAGCAGCACGCACCGGUCCCCGACCUCCCGCGUCUUCAAGCUCCAGUUCGACGCGCGCAAGAUCAUCUGCGCCAGCCAGGACCCGCGCAUCAUCGGGUGGGACUUUGUCGCCGGGGAUAACGAGAUUGAAGAGGCUUGUCAGUUCUUCAAGGGGUUAUAG